GGAUUUACCUCUUUACUUUGGACCAACAGAGCUGGACGCUGGAAUUCUUACAAAUCUAGGGAUAAAAUAUUCAUAUGUGGAGCAUAUGCCUUGGUCCAGAUCUGGAAUAUUUCACUCCCAAAUUUUCUGCAAAAUCAAGGUCUUUGAUGGUUCCAUUUUGGCAUUAGAAUCUUGAGACGACGCUUGAUGACUCGCUGCAUGAAUCGAUGAUCUCCUCCGGAUCCAUUUCUGACAUGGUUGGAUUUGCCAAGCAGUUUUAACCCUUAUUCUGGAAUAACGAUGCCCUAGAUCAAGGAUAUACUUACUCUGGAUUUAUCAUACCUUACUCAUCGGAAUUAUUUUGUGUGGAGAGCGUUUGAGGUCCUUCAAGUAACAUGGAGACGUGUCCAAAUACAAUUUUACCCAAUUCAUCGCAGCGGCAGUGGACUUGUCAUUUAAGCCAGCCACGCUGGCGUAGUUUGCCGUGGUGUGUGCUCAUCGUUGCUGUUUUGGUACUCUCAUCGUGCCAUGGGGGAAGGACUGAACAAGACCAUAUUUCAUUAUUUCAGGAUCUAUCUCAAGGGGUCUCCCAGGACCUACAAUUUGAAGAUUAUGAAAUAGCUCAUCCAGUUCAAGUAGAUUCCUCAGGGACUUAUCUUACACAUCAUUUAAAACCAGUGAGGAGGAAAAGGAGUAUACAAAAGAAGGAAAAUGAGAGGACAAAUACAAACAUUUUAUCAUCACCAAACUUUACAGACUCGCAGGAGAAAGAGCCUAAAGUUAAGCCUCAUUCUAGCGGUAGCAGCAUUCGUGGGAUUCAUGUUAAAUUUAAUGCAUUUGCUCAGGAUUUUGUGCUUGAACUGGUGGCAAAUGAAGAGCUCACGGCACCGGGAUUCAAGGUGCAACGGCGGAAGAAUGGCAAAACAACAGUCGAAGAGUACAUUCCUGAAAUCGAUAGCUGUCACUACCAUGGCAGGCUAACCUCUCACAAGGAUUCAUCCGCAGCAGUGAGUCUCUGUGAUGGAAUGGUAAGUUUAGUUGCUUCCUUUCUACAGGAUGGAAAAGUAUGGAAUACAAGUACUGAGUGAAUUCAGAAGGGUAUCUUUUGUUGCUCAAACUACCGGAAACAAUUUUGGGAAUACCACGUAUUGUCUUGACCAAAAAAUACAUGAGGUCAUAGUUCUCACACAAAUUGAAUUUAACAGCAUAACAAUGUUUUGCAUGACAUGUAAAUGUGAGUGGAGGGCAUGGGGUGGGUCUGUAGUAAUUGAAGUAAAUCUUAUUAUUUGCUUGCUUGCUGGAAAGGAAGGCAUCCACUCAUUAUUAAAUGAUACAAUUUGUGCAGUGUCAUAAAUCAUAAUGAUAAUCUCCUAUCAAAAUCUAGAUAAUUGCAAUUUGGUCAGUUACACAUGUGAGGCAUGAUUGCAAUUUCCUUGCAUAUGCAAAUGAAUCUGUUCAUAUAGCUAUAUGAACCCCUACUCAACCCUUCAUCAAACAUAUCAAAGGCUUCUAAUGGUUUGUUGGUUUAAAGAUUGAUGGGCCAGUGGAAAUAACAGAAACCUUAAUAAUACAUGUAGUAUUAAUUUAAUGGAAUUCCUGAUACUUCUCCCAUUUAUGGCAUUAGGUUUGAUGUUUGUGAUCUUGUAUAAUUCGGUGUUCUUUCUGUUUGUUUCU
Lytechinus variegatus (green sea urchin) is the source of this 1653-nucleotide messenger RNA. Its product is annotated as A disintegrin and metalloproteinase with thrombospondin motifs 16-like. Bases 375 to 1067 code for a protein of 230 amino acids. NCBI's taxonomy places the organism in Eukaryota, Metazoa, Echinodermata, Echinoidea, Temnopleuroida, Toxopneustidae. The transcript is spliced from 3 exons. The record is from RefSeq and is a predicted model, not a curated record.